GGGGGUUUCACGGAGACAUCAAUGGAGGAGAGGUGCUCAAGGGGAUUCGGGGUUGGGACUGGGUGGGUGGGUGGGCGAUUUCGGCUGGUGUGGAUCGAACCGUCGCUGUGAGAGAAGCGCGAGAAAAAUGGUGGUGGCAGUGGCAGUGGCAGUGGCGGCUACGAGGUAGGUGAGAGAAAAGUUGGUGAUAAUGGUGGUGGAGGUGGUUGUGAAGGAGGAGAGAGAUUGGGAUGGGUUUAGAUGAUUGAUUAAUUAAUUUUGGUUAAUAUGUUAAUAACAUAUAAUCUUAAUCAUUUAAUAUGUGUUAGUAAAGUUAACUAAGGGUACAUUGGUCAUUUUAAGUAAAAAAAAUUACUAAAAGGGGAAAGUUUUAGUUUGUUGCAGAUAAUGUGUAACAUCCAUUUUUAGAAAAUGUUGCACGUAAUGCGUGGCGGAGAAAGUAUUUUUUUUUCCUGACCCAUUUUUUUUGGCCUAUUCAUAUUUUAUUGCAAUUUCAUAAAAGCCUAAUUGCCCACUUUAAGCCCAAAACAGAGUAAAUUCAUUUAUAUAUACUACGUAUGUGUUUUCUUUUUUCCUCGUUUGUUUUCCUUUCACUAUUUCGUUGCACUUCUCUCUGGUUCUCUGGUACUCACUCUAGAAUCCUCCAUUGAAGCAGCUUCGAAGCUUUGACGUUCUUCAUUCCUACCUCUCUCAGUUACUUCAUUGCAGCGCACUCAAUGUUCUCCAUUGAAGCGUUCUCCGUUGAAUCUAAUUCUUGUAUCCUCCAUUAAAGCAGCUUCUAAGGUGAAAUAAAUUCAUAUGGCAAAAGCAUCUUCGGUGACAGAGGGUAUUAUCAGUGACAAUGAAGAAGAAUUUUUUCUAGAUGAUUCUGAUAUAAUUGACGAGAUUGUACUCGAUGAUGAAGAUCUCCCUGAUGUUGAGGAUGAUGAUGAUGAAGAAAAUGUCUCUGAAGAUAUGUUAUAUGCUGAGCCUGAUGAUGCUGUUGAUUUAUUUGCACACCAUUCUGGGCCACUUUAUGCAGUUGCCUGUAGCCCUAAAAACGCGACAUUAGUGGCAAGCGGGGGUGGAGAUAAUUUGGCUUAUCUUUGGAAUAUUGGUUGUGAAGAUAGGGUAAAUGAGCUUAAGGGUCAUAGGGACAGCGUUUCUUGUUUAUCCUUUAGCAAGGAUGGACAAUUACUCGCUUCUGGAGGACUUGAUGCAUGUGUUAAGAUUUGGGACAUUAUAGGCAAUCUCAAAUGUACGUUUCAAGGUCCCGUUGAAGACCAUGAGUUUGAGUGGGUAAGAUGGCAUCCAAGUGCUCAUCUAGUCUUGGCUGGGUGUACCGAUACAACUGUGUGGCUGUGGAAUGCUGAUAAAGGUGCCCUUCUCAGUGUAUUUUGUGGUCAUGGUAAUCACGUGACCUGUGGUGGUUUUACACCUGAUGGCUAUACAAAAGCUUCUGCAUUGACAUGCCUGACGUAUACCCCCGAUUCAAAUCUUGCCCUUACUGGAGCAGAAAAUGGUGUCCUUAGUGUAGCAAACAUUGCUAAUGAGAAGGUUACCAGCUCAUUCUCGUCCCACUCAAGUUCUAUUCAAUGUAUUGGGCUUUCUUUGAGCAUGCGUUGGGUAGCAACUGGAGGUGCAGAUGAGAAGCUUGUAAUCUGGGAUUUGCAGCAUUCAGCAUGUCGCAACAUUUUUGAGUAUCAGGAUGAGAUAACUUGCUUGAAUUGGCUUGGUGAGUCCAUGUUGGUGGCUUCAGGAUGUGGUGAUGGGCAGAUAAUCGUAUGUGAUACUCGCUCAGGAGAGCAUGUUAGGAGCUUUAAGGGCCACUCAGAUAAAAUCCAAGAACUUGCUGUGUCUGCUGAUAACAACUUUCUUGUUUCAGUUUCAGAGGAUGGCACUGCUCGUGUGUUUGACAUAUCAGACUUUAGAUGCUAAGUUCAUAAUUAUCUUGUACCUGUUUUAUAGAAAGACAACAGUGAAUUACUAAUUGUUUAAUUUUUAUUUGGUGGAUUAUGAGUUGAAGAGAUGCUAAUUAUUUGGGUGAUUGAUGAUAAGAAAA
Messenger RNA from Chenopodium quinoa (quinoa), 2041 nucleotides. RefSeq lists its product as uncharacterized. Bases 799 to 1917 code for a protein of 372 amino acids. The record is from RefSeq and is a predicted model, not a curated record. Lineage: Eukaryota; Viridiplantae; Streptophyta; Magnoliopsida; Caryophyllales; Amaranthaceae. Gene Ontology annotation, molecular function: protein binding. The transcript has 11 exons.